Molecule: messenger RNA, 1055 nt
Organism: Aspergillus alliaceus
Lineage: Eukaryota; Fungi; Ascomycota; Eurotiomycetes; Eurotiales; Aspergillaceae
Product: glycoside hydrolase family 11 protein
Exons: 2
Coding region: 27-779 (250 amino acids)
Biological process (GO): xylan catabolic process
Molecular function (GO): hydrolase activity, hydrolyzing O-glycosyl compounds
Source: RefSeq, a predicted model, not a curated record
CGAGGAUCCACAACCAAGCUACCAACAUGGUGUCAGCCACUCAACUUCUUCUUUUCCUGCCGUUCCUUGGAACCCUCGCGAGUUCCAGCGACCCCACGUCCACGGAGCUCGUUGCUCGAGGAGAAAAGUCAUACAGCCUUCUUCAGCAAAUCGGAGAGAAUAUCUUCAAUGCAACAAGCGACGAAGAACUUCAACGCCGCGCUACUGAUCUCAGGACCAGCAAGGAUGGCGUAAACUCCGCAGGAUAUUACUACUCCCUCUAUAAUGACAACCAUGCUGGCGCCGAUUACACCGAGUACCCUGACAGUGGUCGGUUCCAGCUGAAAUGGAACGUAGACAAAGAGUUCCUAGGGGGCAAGGGCUAUCGGGGCGGUAGCACCCGCAAAUUGACUUGGGAUGGCCAUUUCAAUGCUCAGGGUGACUAUACUCUGGCUGUCUAUGGCUGGACUACGGAUCCCGUCACCGAGUGGUACAUCGUCGAACAACACGGCACAGGGACCCCUGGCAAUGGUCAUAUCCUUGGCCAGGUCAACGUCGACGGCGGUGUAUACGACGUCUACAUGCUUCCCUACAGAAAUGUACCCAAGAUCUACGGUGUCACCAACUUCAACCAAUUGUGGUCCGUCCGUCGCACUCCUCGCACCACCGGCUCGGUCGAUGUCACUGCCCACUUCAAACGCUGGAAAGAACUUGGACUCCAGCCUGGCAACCCUGUCUUCCAGAUGCUGACUGCUGAGGGAUUCAAGGGCACAGGGAAUCUUGAUUUCCAGCUGCACUAAAGGAUAUGAGCGGGGUCUCCGUGAAGACUUGUGGACUACAUGAGUGGUCCUUGUUAGUAUACACAACCCUUUUGUACAGUAAAUUUUUUUUUUGUUUUCUAGAAACUGGAGAGUAGGUCUGUCGAGAAUUCACACUGGGCGCUCAUUUUGCACACCACCCUUGGGUGAGUCACCGGCUUUACCCUGUGUGAGCUGAUAAUUUUCACUUCUCUUCGCUUCUUCAGGGUCUUUAUGCUUGACACAUCAAUCUAGUCUGGUUCCAUAGCACCUUUACCC